AUGCCCUCCAAAUCCUCCAAAUCCUCCAGCUCCAGCUCCAGCUCCGGCUGUGGCUGCCGCUGCUUCUCUCUGAAGACCCUCAGCUUCCUCGCCAUCUUCCUGGCGCUCUUCUCCGCCGUCUACCGCUACCUCGACGCGCGCCUCGAGCAAUUCUACGUCUUUGAACCCGAGCAUCUGCACGAUCUCUCCCAGCGUGCCAUCAGCGCCCACGGCGACGACACUCGCUCCAUCGUCAACUUCAUUGUUGCCGAGCUCGAGCAGAAGGUCGGCCCCAACUACAUCAACACCGAUGAGGAGUGGGUGUUCAACAACGCCGGCGGUGCUAUGGGCGCCAUGUACGUGAUCCACGCCAGUAUUACUGAGUACCUGAUUAUCUUCGGUGAGUAUCCCAUCCGCAUUGAGCUUCCUCUCCACCGUUUCCCCUUUCUAACCUCUCUUCCUUUCCUAGGUACCGCCAUCGGCACCGAGGGCCACACCGGCCGCCACACCGCCGACGACUACUUCAACAUCCUCCAGGGCACUCAGCUAGCCUACGUCCCCGGCGAGUUCAAGCCCGAGGUCUACCCGGCCGGUAGCGUGCACCACCUAGUCCGCGGCGAGGUCAAGCAGUACAAGAUGGACGCUUCUUGCUUCGCGCUCGAGUACGCCCGUGGCUGGAUCCCUCCCAUGCUGUUCUUCGGCUAUGCCGAUACCUUCUCCAGUACCCUGGACUUCCCUACCUUGUGGGCUACCUCGCGCAUCACUGCCCGCGAGAUGAUCGGCAACUUGAUGCAGUUCAAGCUGUAA
This is a messenger RNA of Penicillium antarcticum, 786 nucleotides long. It is a transcript of the gene erg2, whose product is annotated as C-8 sterol isomerase ERG2. Gene Ontology annotation, biological process: ergosterol biosynthetic process. The record is from RefSeq and is a predicted model, not a curated record. Lineage: Eukaryota; Fungi; Ascomycota; Eurotiomycetes; Eurotiales; Aspergillaceae. Bases 1 to 786 code for a protein of 261 amino acids. The transcript has a single exon. Gene Ontology annotation, cellular component: endoplasmic reticulum.